AUGUUUACAGGGGGCGGCAACGAAUUUCCCAACUCUGACAUACCUGAAGAUUGGGCCUGCGACACGCUCGAUCUUAUCGACAUCUACUCAUACAGUAGAGUGUCUGAUUUCCGCAACAGAGGGCCUAUUGCGCUGCAGCGCGCUCAGGACGCCGAUGAAAUCGUACUCUUCGAAGAAUUCGGCGCCACCGGUUCCAAUAAAUCGAGUGUCGUGGGCCAGCAUAUCGACGUCUUCAAUAAGCUUAAGAUACCAUGGAUGAUUUGGCAGAUCAACAAGCCGGCAAAAGGUGCGUCGGAAUCUUGA
Messenger RNA from Bipolaris oryzae ATCC 44560, 303 nucleotides. RefSeq names its product glycoside hydrolase family 5 protein. Lineage: Eukaryota; Fungi; Ascomycota; Dothideomycetes; Pleosporales; Pleosporaceae. The record is from RefSeq and is a predicted model, not a curated record. The transcript has a single exon. Bases 1 to 303 code for a protein of 100 amino acids.